Molecule: messenger RNA, 2272 nt
Organism: Vigna radiata var. radiata (mung bean)
Lineage: Eukaryota; Viridiplantae; Streptophyta; Magnoliopsida; Fabales; Fabaceae
Product: protein PHYTOCHROME KINASE SUBSTRATE 1-like
Exons: 1
Coding region: 333-1799 (488 amino acids)
Biological process (GO): phototropism
Source: RefSeq, a predicted model, not a curated record
AAGUGUCAGGUCAGCUACUAACACAUGGUCCUACUAUGUAUGAUUUUGCAUAUUCCAAUAGCCUACAUAUAGGGCUGCUACAAAAUUGGAAUGGCACCCAUUAUUCAACAUUUCAUCUCAUACCCUCUCUUGAAUCCAUUUUCUUUCUCUCUAUCUACCCACCCUUUUGCCUUUUCAUUGCAUAAAGUAUGUUCCCCCCUUCAACUUUGAUCCUCAAAAGCAACUAGGAAAUUUUGUUUCAUGUUUUUUAAGCCCAUUUUCUGUUAACCUUUCUCCAAACUCCUUCUAUUUUCUCUUUUUGGCUUUAACCUACAACUUUUUUUCCUUCAACUAUGGCUACUAUUUCAUCCACUGCCAACACCAGCUUUCAUCAGUUACAUACUUUCAACUCUGAGAACAAUAACAGUCACCUCUAUGAUGGCACUUUCUCUCCAUAUUUGAAUGGCACUGAAGGGACCAUUGUAGGAAGGCUUGGUGAAACAAGCCAAAAGCUCAAUCCCUUCACCAGCAGUAAAAAGUCCCCUCUUCAGAAGCUAGAAAAGAAAGAAGAGAAUGGCGAAAUCGGAGUGUUUGGAGCUGAAAAGUACUUCAAUGUAGGAGAAUCUGAGACUCCUAGAUCUGCCAGCAGCAUAUCCACUUCAAAGUACCUGCACCAGAGAGAUGAACCAGUGGCUCUGGCAACUAGAAAGCACACACUUCAGUACGGAACUCCAAGCAUGCGUUCUGAAUCAACUAGCAAUAGCCAGAGUGCUUUUCUGCAGAGUGGGAAGAUAAAUUCUUUAAGGAGUAAAAAAGAUAAGUAUCAAGCCAAGAGCGUUCUAGCUGGUCUUGGUUUCAAAUGCUCUUGUUCUGGCAAAGAUUCUGUUGAUGCAGGUGAAAUCAGUUUUAGCAAAACUGCUACUUACGGUGCAGUUCAUGGCAAAACAACAAGAAAGCUGGUGGAUAUUGCUGCUCUAGAUGCUAGCCAUUCAAUUAAAUUAAGCAAGCCUAAUGCAGAACUCUUGAAAAUCAAUAAUGUUUACUUCCAAAAGGAAGAGAGUUUUGGGGUGGGAGUGAACAGCAGAAGGAACAGUCUGCAAUUCUCGCCCAUGAGUAGUGCCUCAGGAAACCAAAACCAUCUUGUGAAAAUGCAAGCUGAACAAGAGGAAGAAGAGAUGAAAGGAAGGAAAUCCUUGGAGGUUUUUGGGUCCCCCGUACUGAAGAAUAAGAUAAAGUCCUUGAGCUUUGACAGAAGGAUGGGAAUGUCCUCAAGAGAUGGUGUUCCAAGGACGGAAGAAAUUGAUUCAAACUACAUGAAUGAUGCGGCAAGUGAUGCAAGUUCAGACUUGUUUGAGAUAGAAAGCAUAAAAAGCAAAACGAACCCAUUCCUUGCAAGGCAAACAUCAGAUGCUGCUUCUGGGUGUGUGAGCCCUACAAAUGGUUAUGCACCGAGUGAGGCAAGCAUAGAGUGGAGUGUGGCCACUGCCAGUGCUGCAGUAAUGUCAGACUGUGAAGAACAGAUGUCAGAAGUAACCAUAAGGAGUCCAAUAAGGACAGAUGGAAAAACAAAAGCCCCUAGAGAGAUUCAGAGAAGGCGCCCUAGCAUGCUGUUGGGUUGCAAGAGCCACAAAUCAGUUAGAGUUGCCGGUGAUGCUUUCAUAACAUAUGAACAUCCACCCAAAAUUCCUAACAGGACUAAUACCUCUCAGAUAGUUAGGUUUCCUUCUGGUGCAAAAUAUGGACAACAACAUCACACUUACGCCGCAUCACCACUGCAGCACUCUCACUCACCACAUGCCUCAAAACUACUAUACAUUUAGCAUGAUAUUUUUCUCUUGGAAUUUGUUCAAUUAUGUGUGAGAAAAGCAAAAAAAAAGUGCAUCUUAUGGGCUUCAAAUCACCACGUCGAUAGUAAGGUCAAGGUGCUUCUUGUGUACUGCUAUAGUCCUAUCAUCUUAAUAAUCUUGUUGUAUUUUUCUGUAAGCUUUCAUAUCAUGAAUGCUUUUCCAUCCAGAAUUUGCAGCUCCUGUUUCAAAAGGUGACGAAAAUGGAUGUUUUUUGUAGUCAUGCUUUUGGUCUCAUAAAAAGAAAAUGGAUGUGAAAGGGCACCUCGUAUUGUGAAGUGAAGACAUGAGAAAAACUCCUCUGCUUGUUUCAUAGCUUUGUUUCUAUGUAUUUUGUUGGAUCUGGUCCUUGGAUUUCCAGAAACCUUAUUUUAGCAUAUAAAUGAAAUAGGUUUUUCCCUUUCACUUUUCAUGAUAUUUUCCUUACUGUCUAAUAAAACAACAGUAAU